Messenger RNA from Hypomesus transpacificus, 1604 nucleotides. RefSeq names its product E3 ubiquitin-protein ligase SIRP1. Gene Ontology annotation, biological process: ubiquitin-dependent protein catabolic process. The record is from RefSeq and is a predicted model, not a curated record. Bases 245 to 976 code for a protein of 243 amino acids. Gene Ontology annotation, molecular function: ubiquitin protein ligase activity. Gene Ontology annotation, cellular component: cytoplasm. Lineage: Eukaryota; Metazoa; Chordata; Actinopteri; Osmeriformes; Osmeridae. The transcript is spliced from 4 exons.
UGAAGCUGUUGAAGAGGACCUUGUCAGUCUUGGUUCAUUGAUGAAAGCGACGAUGAGAUCGGUCACCACGCCAGAGAGUGAGCGGAUGACGGACUCAGACCACAGGCCUCUGCUAAACCUCCUGCUCCACCUAUAGCCCUAGCCCAACCAGAACCACCCUCCAUUCCCUGGUCCACUUCCACACACACAUCGCCUUCUUUCUGCCCUUCAUCUCUCCAUUCACCACCGUGGGACGACUGUCGCCAUGGAAACUGAGGACGAUACAUUUUUGGACCCUGAGGACGUAAAAGGCACAGAGUCUGACAACCUGCUUGACGCAGUGACGGAGGACCCUGAGGACCCCGAGGAGCAAGAGGAAGAGGAGGAAGAGGAGGAGGAUGACGAUGACAUCUUCAGCAAUUGGUUGAGUAGAUACAAAGCAACAGAACAGGCAAAAGACAAAGAGAAAGAUGAGGGAGAGGACAACGCAGACAUGUUUGAUCGAAAGAGUAGCCUCGACCCACCAGCAAGACCACGAGCAGACCGCAGGGCUUCACUGCCGUGUCCGGCUCAGCUCAGUGCCAUGCAGCUGUCUCGUCUCUAUAACGCCACCAAGCCGCCCACCCCAGUCAGGGGCCACAUCCGGACCCGCAUCUCCUCCUGUGAGGACAGCUGCCCCGCAAGGCCGGCCUGUCCAGAGCGACGGCCCUCCGUCAUAACAACCAUCCCGGAGGUGGCCGAACUGCCAGAGAGGAAGACACGCUUCCGCAGGCGAAAUGUCAUGUCUCUGAGCGACGCAGAUCGUGUGUGUCUGAUCUGCCAUGACGACCUUAACAAAGGGGCGAGCGGAAUCGAAGAGCUGCACUGUUCCCAUAGCUUCCACAGUGAGUGUAUUGAGGAGUGGCUGUGGCGAAAGCAGUCGUGUCCUACGUGUCGAGUGCAGGUGCCCAUGCCCGAACCCCUCUACUGGAGCUCGGCCCGAGUCAAAGUCCCCUGAGGCCUCCUAGAACCACCUAGAACCGUCCCACCAAUGGACAAACCUUCUACAAACAGACCCAUACGGAACAUUCAAGGGACUCACCUCUCUGCCAGUGUUCAUGCUGAGGGGAACACUGUCAAGAAUCCUUCUGUCGGGCCGCGGUCAUAGGCUACUCGUCUGCUUCCUCAACCUCCUCAGACUGUAGCAUUCCAAAUGCUACCUCCAGGAAGGAAAAGUUCCUCUGAGAGCAGCAGAGAGUCUGGGUGUAGCUAAGGACCACCAUGGAAGAAGCCUUUGGACUAAGCCUGUAAUUUUGGCUUUAUUUCUGUUCCAGAACCCCAAAUCAGAUGACACUUAAAUGGAUGUAAUCUUAUUGGAGAGUAAUCCCAGACCAUUAGGUGUGAAGGUGUAGGGGUGGGGAGUGCACGUCUUAGCUGACUGUAGUGUAGGUUAUCUUAAAACGGAUACUGUCUGUAAGACAGACAACAGGAUCCUCGUUUCUUGUAUUUGAUGUCAUUGGGCGAUUCUAUGUUAACUGGGAAGUGUCAGUUCCUUUUUUCUAGUAUUUUCUCAUGUUUCUUUUAACCUAGGUGAAUAAAUAUAUGUCCAUCAUUCUAGUUGGUCUUUUGUAUUUCGUUCAGCCUGU